CACGUGUAGCACGUGCUCGAGCGCGCCCCUCAAUAUUAGUCAAGUGGCGUGUCCCACUUUUCCCAGGCGAAAAUUGGAAGAACGCACCCCUGUUUUUCUCAGAAGUUACAAUCCACCACCAUCCCAACCACUGAACAAGGCCUUUCAAGUGUCAUUCCAACAUUAUGGUUGCCUCGAAAACCAAAAAGUCAUCCAAGUAUACGUAUGCAGAACGGGUUCUAAGCGCAUUUUCACAGGCACAGAAAGAGCACAGGAGGCAUAGUGUACACCUCGCUACCCUACGUGCGCAUGUGAGAAAGAUUGCGAAAGAUAGGAAAGAUAGGCUAGGUCCUCAGUGGGCAUCAUGGGUAGGAAAGGCUGUGAAGAAGCUUGAAGACCAGGGAGUUUUGCACCCUGUCGACUCAAGUGGGUACGUGGGCAUGACUCCGGAGGGCAAAAAAGUCCUCUCCUAUGCUCGUCGCAAGCUCCUUCCGACUGCCACCGGGGACGCAUCACCUGCACAAGAAGAUGCUGUAUGGAAAAACGUCACCGAACAUUUCUCCCCAUCAGUGUAUAAACGGCAUCACGCGAUAUCUGCAUCUCGUUUAAAGUCAGUUCUCGGCGAGGAAGAAGUCGAGGAAGAUAGCGCUUCCGUACGCGGAAGUCCUAGAGCAAAGAGACAGCGACGGGCACCGUCCCCUGUCAAGCCCUCCGAGCGAUCCUUGACAAAGAUGACCAAAGCAGAGCUUCAAACUAAGGUCCGAGAGCUCCAAAAGGCAAAGCUUAUGGAUCAACAACUAAAGGCGCAACUUGCGGACCGCGAGGAGCAACUAGGAGCAGUCCAAGAUGAGCUUAGGAUGUUGAAACUCUCUGCUGAAAAGGCGCUCGCAACAAUGCACGAAGAGGAACUGACAGAAUUGGAUGACCAGGAAUUUCAGCACAGCAUGGACGAAGAAUUGCCAGCUCCAGACUUCUCAAUAUUUGAUGUUCAGACCCCACGAGCCGGAACGCCUGCAGGGCAAGGUGCAGGUGUGACACGGACCCAAUCAGGGUCUAUCAUUCACGAUAUAUCUAUGCGGCCCACUCCUGCACCAAGCUCUCCUGAUCUGGAACGCGACCGGAGGUACCGAGACGAUGAAAACUUGUUUACGGACCAACAUCACGAACAUCUUCGCACCCCCGAAUCUCUGCCAGACCGCAGGGCCUCACAGACUGAUGAACAACAGCUUGCUUUGGCGAACACGAUUGAUGUCAUGGAGAAGGAGAUCGCAAAGCGCACGACGGAGAUUCAGACUCUCAAAGACACAGUGACACGCCUUCAGAACGAGUAUGACACCCUGACAGGCGCGGUUGAUAACCAUAAGUCACGCAUAAUUGAUCUUGAGGGCGAAACCGAGCACCUUCGGGCCAUCAUCAACGAACUCGAAUCUGGGAAGCGCGAUCUGCAACAAUGCCUUGCUGAUCGCGAUCACAAUGUCAUUCAACUCCAAAAUGCAGUUCUCGAGCACGAGCAAGUCGCCGUCAAGCUCAACGAGACGCUCGCUCAGAAGGAAGCCUCGCUGAAUGCAAUUUCAAUAGAGGCCGAGACACUUACGCGCAGCAAUAAUGAAAUCAUUUCUGGGGUGCAGGGAAUAAAAGAGGAAAUGGCUGCUGCGCGAGGCGAGAAUAGGCGUUUGACUGAUGAGCUCGCUAGUUCUCUCAGAGCAAAAGAAAUCCUUCGAGAGCGGAUGGUGGAACUGGUCCGAACCACAGAGGAAAGACAAGGGGAGCUCGCCCAAGCCUUAAGUGUCGCGCAGAACGAAGCCGGCCAUGGCGCUGUGCUCGCCCAGGAGCUUCUCGUCAUGACCGAAGCUACCAGCGAGCUCGAGAAACAGCUCUCUAAGGCCAAUAGCACCGCGACGGCCCUCGACGCUGAACUUGCGGAAGUCCUUGGACGCAAUGGUCAACUUGAGUUGGCUUUAGAUGACUCCAGGAAGGAGAUUGAAGAGUUGAAGAGUAGGAUCACGUUUGCCGAGAUGAGGGAGGCAGAAUUGUCGUCAAAAUUGUUCACCGCUGAUGCAACAAGGCAGUCCUUGGAGGAUGCCGUUGCGAUCAUGAAGAAUGCUUCACGGGUUGAACGAGUGAAGGCACAAUCUACCGUCCUUGGGCUCCUCGAGAAAAUUGAUGGACUGCAAAUUCAGCGCGAUAACGAAGUUCGGGGUUUCGCCAGCAGAAUUACAGCCUAUGAAGAUGAAGUCGAGGAUCUUCAAUUGAACCUUCGCAGCGCGAACGAGGCUCAGCAGAGCGCCCUUGCUGCAAUCAACAAGUCCAAACAUGACUUUGUGCACUUGGAGAAUUCGCUCACCGCAGAGCAGGCCACUUGUAAUGGCCUUCGGGUCAGUCUGACUGAAGCACGGGAGCAAAUCUCUAGCUUGAGAGUCGCAAAGACAGCCUGCGAGUCGGCCAUCGCCAAUCUCAAGGCUGUUUAUGAUCAGGGGAAGAGAAUGCAAACAGACUGGAUGUCUGGGAUGGAGAGCACGUUUGCUUCUGCACAACCGGCUUCGUUGGGACACGCGUGAUGAUGCAUUUGCCUGAGCUAAUGUCAAGACUAAUGCAGAGUCAGAAAGACGGUCCUCAUAUGUACAAUGCAGGUUUCACGGUAGACCAUUCAUCUGGACUUGAACAUUUAUCAGGCUGUAGAUAUACGUUAACGACAUUUGUGUUGAUUUAAGAUAGAAUUUACUUUACAAGUAGCUAAGCAGUCACAAAAUCGAGCCUAUGAUACUUUGAUGAA
Molecule: messenger RNA, 2752 nt
Organism: Suillus clintonianus
Lineage: Eukaryota; Fungi; Basidiomycota; Agaricomycetes; Boletales; Suillaceae
Exons: 9
Coding region: 165-2537 (790 amino acids)
Source: RefSeq, a predicted model, not a curated record